Ceraceosorus guamensis is the source of this 975-nucleotide messenger RNA. RefSeq lists its product as hypothetical. The coding region runs from base 1 to 975 and encodes 324 amino acids. The transcript has 6 exons. NCBI's taxonomy places the organism in Eukaryota, Fungi, Basidiomycota, Exobasidiomycetes, Ceraceosorales, Ceraceosoraceae. The record is from RefSeq and is a predicted model, not a curated record.
AUGGACAGAGGAAGCGCAUAUAGCGUCAGCACUGGCGUCAGCAUGGAGCUGCUGACCAUGGAGGAGCUUGACCAUGAGCCCAAGACUUAUGACAAGAAGCAGGAGUACUUGGCUCACCUGCGUUGGCGCAUCCCUGAUCACAUUCAGCGCGAGACGCAAGGUGCUCCAUCUCCUUCUCAGGAUCAACUGUUGUCCACUUUCUUGGCUUCCGGGGGGAUCAAGCUAGGCUUGGCAAUGAGCAGUCACUGGGGAGUGCAAUUGGACACCCCUACCCCACAUAAGCCGCAGCCACAUGUUCAUGGGGACCCAUCAAGCAGGGGUACACCUAGCACGAGUGCUGCCAAUGCUGUCACUGGGCAAAGUCAAGGAGAGAUGAGUGUUGACGGCAAGACCGAGCCGGACUCCAACUCCCUGGAGCAGUUUUCUGGGAAGUUUUUGACGCGCCUCAUGCAUUGUGAAAGUUUUGAUGCCAAUUGCAAGCAGCCACAAGCCCCUCUUCAAAACCCAAUGUGUCCCUUGCAGCGCAAGGUGCUUUUCACCAAGCUCCUCGAGGAGGAGCGCAAGGCGAUGGAGAAGCAUACCAAAGAGAUCAAGAAGGAUCAGGUUCAGCGCGAGACUGCAGAGGUCCCGUCAGGUCAUUCACCUCACUUUGAGGACCAAUUGUUGCACAGCUUCUCGGCUGACGGAAAUUUGAACCAAGGAUUGGCAAUUGGCAGUAGCUGGGGCGUACACUUGACCUCCCCUUCUCCCCACGCACCUCAGCGGCAUAUCCAUGGAGGAUCAUCGCGCGCAGACACAUCUGGCACGAGUGAUGCUAGUGCUGCUACUGGGCAAGUUGAAGGAGAAGUGAUUAUUGACGGCGAGACCGAGCCCGACUCCGACUCCCUAAGACACGUCUCAGGCAAAUUUUCGGACAUGUCCGUCGAACGUCGCCAGGCCUUGAUUCCUUUGAAAGACAACGAGAAAAAGGCGUGA